Messenger RNA from Parnassius apollo (apollo), 576 nucleotides. The record is from the annotation of a GenBank genome assembly. Lineage: Eukaryota; Metazoa; Arthropoda; Insecta; Lepidoptera; Papilionidae.
AUGCCGAGAAAAUCAGCAAUAAAGUGUUAUUUUGGAUGUGCGACUGAAGUUUCAGGUCCUUUUCACCAAUUCCCGAAACCAGAAUACCCAAAUUUGGAGAAAUUCGAACAGUGGAAAAUGGUUUUGAAUGAAGAUGUGAAAACAAAAGGAGAUUCGUUCAUUUUUAACAAUAUAAGAAUAUGUGAUUGUCACUUUGAGGAAUUUUACCGUUCUGCAAGUAAACGACUCACCGGAAAUGCAGUACCAACUUUGAACUUAUCUUCAACUUCGCCAAUAGUGCUUCAACCAUCAUCUUCUGUUGAGACUGAAAUGGAUAUUGAUAUGCAAAUAGGAGACAACUUAGAGCCUUUCAAGUUGCCAUAUCCGAAACAAAAACUACUUCCUAGAGAAUACGGUUAUCGAACAAGAGCUACUUCUAUGAGUAGUCAGUAUUCAAAUUCGACAUCAAUCGCAAGCUUUGCCCCACCUGGUUCGUCUACUCCAUUGCCAUCUACUUCUACUACUUCCAACAUUCAUAGAAAUUCAGAGCACCAGUUCCCGGAGUAUGGUGAAGAAAUUUUCAAGAUUUGUUCAUAA